GAGGUUCUAAGUGGGAUGGUAUUCAGUAUAAAUCACAGCGCAGAGAGAGAGAGGAGAACGCGGCUGUGGAUUUCAACAAUAAUCCUCAAUUGAUGGACUAAUUUGUGUUAGAACUGAGUCUUUGCGCCUUUCCGAACUUUUGCGAGGCACGUUCCCUGGAACUAACAGAUUUAUCCCGUCAUUUCCGGCACUGGGCAAGGGGCAAGGGGCUGGUUCAGACCUGUGACGAUUCAUCUUCUGUUCGUUGGUUCAAACAGCAUCAGAGGAAUGAGACUGGCUGUUGGCUGCGUCCUCGCAUCCGUCUGCGUCCUGCUGCUCAACUCGAGGUUCUGUCAUGCCAUUCGAUGGCUGGCACUGGCCAGGACUGGCUCCUCGAUUCCCUUCAACCAGACACAGAACUGUAAGCACCUGGAGGGACUGGUCUCUGCACAGCAACAGCUCUGCCGAAGUAACCUGGACCUUAUGCAGAGUAUUGUUCAGGCAGCUCGAGAGGUCCAGAAGACCUGCCGGAAAACCUUCUCCGAUAUGAGGUGGAACUGUUCUUCCAUUGAACUGGCUCCCUACUUCCCACCGGACCUGGAGAGGGGUACCAGGGAGUCCGCAUUCGUCCAUGCUUUGUCCGCAGCUGCUAUCAGUCACACGAUAGCCAGGGCCUGUACCUCAGGGGACCUCCCGGGCUGCUCCUGUGGGCCGGUUGCUUCCGAGGCUGCGGGGCCUGGAUUCCGAUGGGGCGGAUGCAACGACAACCUCAACUACGGGAUCCUGCUGGGAUCCAAGUUUUCUGACUCGCCAAUGAAAAUGAAGAAAACCAGGUCACAAGCAAACAAGCUGAUGAACCUACACAACAGUGAGGUUGGACGGCAGGCCCUCAGGGCAUCAGUGGAGGUGAAGUGCAAGUGUCAUGGAGUUUCAGGCUCCUGCUCGGUUAAGACCUGCUGGAAGGGUCUGCAGGAACUCAGCAACAUCGCCCAGGACCUGAAGCUGAAGUAUCUGUCGGCCACCAGGGUGGUACACCGACCCGUGGGCACACGGAAGCAGCUCGUCCCCAAGGACAUUGACAUACGGCCCAUCCGGGAGAACGAGCUGGUGUACCUGCAGAGCUCGCCGGACUUCUGCACCAAGAAUGUGAAGCUGGGCUCCAACGGGACUCAGGAGAGACAAUGCAACAAAACCUCGAACGGCAGUGACAGCUGCACCCUGAUGUGCUGUGGCCGCGGGUACAACCCUUACACAGAGAAGGUGGUCGAGCGUUGCCACUGCAAGUACCACUGGUGCUGCUAUGUGACCUGCAAGAAAUGCGAGAGGAUGGUGGAGAGGUACGUCUGCAAGUGAGCCUGCCCCCUCCCCACAUCCGACACCCCCUCCCCUCUCCCCCCCCCCCCACUCCCCACCACCCCUUGAGAACAACCCUCGGCGAUACCGGGAGAACCGAAGGAGGGCGUUCGGUCCACGUUUGACGGCUCAGCGUGCAUCAGCUUCCAAUGCCACCUCUGCGACUUGUGCACGUGUGGAGAUACUUGUGCUCCUCCAAGGAUGGUUAUCUCUCCUUCGAACAUCUACUUGCGCUUCUCACUGGAUCUUCAAGAGAAGUAUAGAGGAGGUGGCUUUUAUUGAUCAUCAUUUGUCCUUCUGUGGCGAGUCCCUCACUUGCCUACUCACUCACCCUCUUGCGAAGACCAUCUUUCAGAUCCAAAAUCCAAAAUCCUGUUGCUUUUCCCGAAGAGAUGAGUGAGUGGUUGCAUCUGAUUGCUGAGAGACAGAAGCUAUUGACAUUUGGGAUUGGCGUGGGGGAAAGUUGGGGGAGAUACACAUUCCUGACCCCGAUUGGCAAACUUAUGCCUGACAUCAGGAAAAGGAAAAUGGGAAUUUAAUCCCAUGCUGCCUUCUGUUUCCAUGGAGACUUUCCCAAAUGCAGGAAUUGGAAGUCCGCAAACAGGUAUUUGAUGAGCUUCUAGACUUUGGCAAUAUGUUGUUUGGGAUUUCCCACACCCCCUGUGACAAAUAUACUGUAUAUAUUUUUUUGUAUUACUGGCUACAAAAUAAUUUUUUCAAAAUCUUAAAAAAAUUACUAUUUAUGGAACUUUAGAAUUGUACUUUUUGAGACUUUAAAAACAGAAGUGUU
This is a messenger RNA of Hypanus sabinus (Atlantic stingray), 2122 nucleotides long. RefSeq names its product wingless-type MMTV integration site family, member 11 (gene wnt11). The transcript is spliced from 6 exons. The record is from RefSeq and is a predicted model, not a curated record. Lineage: Eukaryota; Metazoa; Chordata; Chondrichthyes; Myliobatiformes; Dasyatidae. Gene Ontology annotation, biological process: neuron differentiation; canonical Wnt signaling pathway; cell fate commitment. Gene Ontology annotation, cellular component: extracellular region. Bases 268 to 1332 code for a protein of 354 amino acids. Gene Ontology annotation, molecular function: cytokine activity; frizzled binding.